UCUUUCACCGAGCCCAGCAGCUUAUCAGAAAUUAUAUUACCAGUUCCAUGUAGUGCUUAAUCUAUCAGAUUCCUGGUAGACUAGGUUAUGAUCAAGAUGAGCGACCCCCAGGAAAGUAGAAAUCUGUUCUCCCGCAACCUGAUAGACACCAUUACCAAAGAUGCCCUGCAGCAAAACAGAGAUUCCCCAAUAAACACGGUUUUCUCACCCGCUUCCGUCCAAAGUUGCUUGACCCUGGCCUUCAUGGGAGCUUCAGGAUCGACGGCCGAGGAGCUGAGGAAUGGACUGCAACUUGGACCAGGAGAUCGUCAUCACAUAGCCCGCUCCUUUGGGGAAUUCUGGCGGACAAACUGCAAUUAUGGCGACCGAGGACCCGUUCUGAAGUCCGUGAAUCGAUUGUACGUGAACGAUAGCCUGGAACUGCAUCCGGAAUUCAACGAGAUUGCCGUUGACUUUUUCCAGUCGAAGGCGGAGGUUGCCAAGUUUGCCGAUUCCGAAGGGGCAACGCAGCAGAUCAACGAGUGGGUGGAACUGGAGACGGAGCACAAGAUCACCAACCUGCUUCAGUCGGACGCCGUGAACGACGAGACCAGCGCCGUGCUCAUCAACGCCCUGUACUUCAAGGGAAAGUGGCAGAAACCCUUUAUGCCGGAGACCACCUCGCUAGACGCUUUCCACGUGGACCCGGACACGCGGGUGGAGGUGAACAUGAUGUACCAGGAGGACAAGUUCAGGUUCGCUGAUUUACCACAGCUGAAAGCCCGGGCUGUCCAGCUCCCCUAUGAAUACUCUAACAUCCAUAUGCUCAUUCUGCUGCCCAACGAAAUCUCCGGCUUGCAGGAGUUGGAACUGCAACUCAAGGAUGUGGAUCUAGCUGACAUUGAUGCGGCCAUGAUUCUGCAGGAUGUGGAGAUUUUUCUGCCCAGGAUGGACAUAGAGUACGACGUGGACCUCAAACAAAUACUAAAUCAGCUGGGCAUUGCGGAAGUCUUCAGCGAUAAUGCCAAGCUGGACGGCCUCUUCACCUCGAAAACUGGCCAAAAGAUCUCGGCGGCGAAGCACCGUGGCUACAUCAACGUAAACGAGGCGGGAUCAGAGGCAGCAGCCGUCACUUUCAUGAAGAUCGUACCCAUGAUGCUGAACAUGAACAAGAAGCUCUUCAAAGUGGACCACCCGUUUGUGUUCUACAUUCGCAACUCGCAGGCCGUCUUCUUUGCCGGGAGAUACUCGAACCCCAGGUCUGGAUUAAAAGAGGAGGGUGCCUCGAGGGAAGGUUCCAAUGCCAGCAUGUACAAUGUCCCAGAACAGCAGUGAGACCA
Messenger RNA from Drosophila takahashii, 1319 nucleotides. Lineage: Eukaryota; Metazoa; Arthropoda; Insecta; Diptera; Drosophilidae. The record is from RefSeq and is a predicted model, not a curated record.